This is a messenger RNA of Malassezia sympodialis ATCC 42132, 1434 nucleotides long. RefSeq lists its product as uncharacterized. The coding region runs from base 1 to 1434 and encodes 477 amino acids. Gene Ontology annotation, cellular component: actin cortical patch. Gene Ontology annotation, molecular function: Arp2/3 complex binding. Gene Ontology annotation, biological process: actin cortical patch localization; endocytosis; actin cortical patch assembly. The transcript is spliced from 2 exons. NCBI's taxonomy places the organism in Eukaryota, Fungi, Basidiomycota, Malasseziomycetes, Malasseziales, Malasseziaceae. The record is from RefSeq and is a predicted model, not a curated record.
AUGCACAACGUAUGGGCAGGAUUCUACGCGUCGCAGGCGAGCUCAUCCGUGGCGUCAGAUGCGGCCAUGCGCUACGGGCCAGCGCUCCCGCUGCCCGGCGCCGCGGCGGAGCGUAUGGUGCUCCUGGGUCUGGAGACUCAUGCUCUCGAGCUGUUGCACCAUGUGCUGUGUGCUGUGCGUCUGCGCCCGAGCGACCUGCGUGGGCUGACCGUGCACUUCGUUGACCACCUAUUUGAUACCAUGGAGCUGGCGCAGCAGGACCAAGAGGACGAGUACUGCAUGCGUCUGAUGCGUGUAGUCCUGGCCCUGCAUGAACAGUGCCUUGUCCAGGACCCCUCUUCCAGCCUGCUCGGUACAAUCCGGCGCCGCCUGCACACAAGCAAGACAUUUGGUGAGACCCUCGUGUUCCGUCUAAACCGCACGUCCAGCGCGACGCUAUCUGGCUGUCUCUUCCACUUUCUCACGCUCAAGCUGCUGGCAGACGUAUUUGCGCAGCGCGAAACAGCCUCCUACUUCUACACUAACGACCUGCGUGUUCUGGUCGAUAUCUUCUUACGCGAGCUCGCUAACUUGGCGGAGGCGUACGAGCUGCUCCGGCAAGCGUACCUCUGCGUAUUUCGCGCGCUGCUCACACAGACACAGCUGUGCUCAGAACCGUACAAGCGCGCUGAUGUGCAGCUCCUGCUCACGCACAUGGUCGGCGGCGCACAGUGGCACGACGUGAGUCCUGUGACACUCGCACUCGCAAACGACUGCCUCGAGUCCGAGUGGUUUGUCGGCCUGCACGAUGGUGCGACGCUCGUUGCUCCGAUCCAGGGUGGCGAGGUGCAUGCGGCACAGCUUACGAAAGAGCAUGCGGAGAAUCAGGUGCACUUUCACGCCGAGCCCACGCUGCAGACGAUCCAGCACACGCUUGUGCUCCGCCGCAUUCAGUCGGCGGCCGCGGCCGUCGCGUGCAUUCAAGGCACAUACACGGAUGCGGAAUCUACGGUCCUGUGGCCCGCCCGUGUCGCUGCUGCAGAGACGGACGUGGCACCCAGCGAGGUGGAUGUCCUCGCUCUCGAGCGGUGGACGACGGAACCGCCGCCUUCGCAAGCGCCUGUGCGCCGGCGUACACCGCCUCCGCGACCGCACAAGCCGGUGCGCACAGUGCCUGUGCACCAUCCUGCGAUGACGCAGUCGCUUCCUGAUCUCACCCACAUACCCCCUAUGGAUGCGCACGAGACGGACUCUGUGCCUACGAACGAGGCCCCGGCCUCAGGGUCCUGGCGCCACCGGCUGCGCCGCUGGGGCAAGGGCCGCGGAGAAAAAGAGGGCCACGCGAGUGUAAGCAUCGGUGCUCUCUUCCGACCCGACACCAAUACAGGACCGUCGGCGCCGACGCAGGAGGACGUGCGGCCAGUGCGCCGCCGAGCGCCGCCGCCGCCGAGAUAG